Messenger RNA from Lineus longissimus, 3019 nucleotides. Its product is annotated as transducin beta-like protein 3. NCBI's taxonomy places the organism in Eukaryota, Metazoa, Nemertea, Pilidiophora, Heteronemertea, Lineidae. Gene Ontology annotation, biological process: endonucleolytic cleavage in 5'-ETS of tricistronic rRNA transcript (SSU-rRNA, 5.8S rRNA, LSU-rRNA); endonucleolytic cleavage to generate mature 5'-end of SSU-rRNA from (SSU-rRNA, 5.8S rRNA, LSU-rRNA). Gene Ontology annotation, cellular component: small-subunit processome; 90S preribosome; nucleolus. The coding region runs from base 9 to 2822 and encodes 937 amino acids. The transcript is spliced from 16 exons. The record is from RefSeq and is a predicted model, not a curated record. Gene Ontology annotation, molecular function: protein binding; U3 snoRNA binding.
UCAAAAACAUGGCUUCCACUUUAAAAACGAAUUUAUCUGUGGCGAAGAAGUAUGAUGCAUUUUAUACAGGAGGAAAAGUUCAGUUUUCGAAGUCUGGUGAACAUUUAUUCUGUGUGUGUGGUGUGGUAGUGAAGGUUCUCGAUGUACAAACUGGAGAACUGUGUCAGACUAUCGGGAAGGAGGAGGACCCUGAGGUGACCUGUUUUGCCCUGAGUCCUGAUGAUGGAGCCCUGGUUGUUGCCAGUCAGAAUUCACUACUCCGACAGUACAACUGGAAAGAAAAUAUUGUUCAGAGAACAUGGAAGGCAAUUCACAUGGGGCCUGUCACAAGUAUGACAUUCGAUUGCACCUCCACAUUGCUUGCAACUGGUGGGAGUGAUGCCACCAUCAAAGUCUGGGACAUCAUCAAGCAGUAUGUCACUCACAACCUCAAGGGUCAUGUGGGCGUCGUAAGGGUUGUUGAAUUCCAUCCGGACAUCUCCAGACUUCAGCUCUUCUCUGGCUCUGAUGAUUAUAAAGUACGGAUGUGGGAUUUGCAGAGUAGUUCCUGCCUGGCCGUGUUUGAAGGACACUACAGUAUGGUGACCAGUAUCAGCUUCACACAGGAUGGACAUUCAAUUCUGAGUUCUGGACGAGACAACGUUGUCAUUGUGUGGGAUUUGGUAAACAAGAAGAAAGAAAAAGUCAUUCCUGUUUAUGAGUCUGUUGAGUCCGUUAUAAUGCUGAAGCAAGAUAAAGCUUAUCCAUCUUUGAACGUCUCGUCUGGUGGCGUCCAUUUUAUCACAGCUGGUGCAAAAGGAGUCCUGAAGGUAUGGAAUGCCAUGACGUCUCGUUGUGUAUUUACUCAACCGAAACACGAAGAGAUUGAGGAAGAAACGGAGGAAACAGAAGACAAGAAAGAAGAAGAGAAAGUCAAUGAGAACGCUAUCACGUCUGCUCAGUUUAUCAAAGAGACGAAUACAUUAGCUGUGGUCACAUUCCAACAUAACAUAUUGCUUUACAAUGUGGACGAUUUCUUCCUUAAAAAACAGUUUGCUGGCUACAAUGACGACAUCUUGGACCUGAAGUUUCUUGGUAAAGAAGACGAAUACCUGGCUGUCGCCACGAACAGUGAACUGAUCAAGGUGUUCAACACGAAAACAUGGUCUUGUCAGAUUCUCAAAGGACACACUGAUAUCGUCAUGUGCUUAGACGUUCACAAGAAAGGGGAAUAUCUAGCCAGUUGCUCCAAGGAUAAGACAGUGCGCCUUUGGUCAGUGGAUACUGACAACAUCACCUUGAAGUGUAUCAGCGUGGGACUAGGCCACACCCAUGCCAUCAAUGCCGUGGCAUUCUCAAAACUUGGUCUUAACUUCCUCGUAACUGGAGGUGAAGAUCUCACUCUUAAACUAUGGGCUCUUAAUGAAACUGAUGGUGAUCUGCAACUUUCUCCUAAGAUGACAGAGAAGGUUCAUGAGAAGGAUAUCAACUCUAUAUGUGUUGCUCCUAAUGACAAACUUAUUGCGACAGGUUCACAGGACAAACUGGCCAAGCUGUGGAGCUCGACGGACCUGGCUCUCCUGGGAGUGUUCCGUGGUCACAAACGAGGCAUCUGGUGUGUACAGUUCUCUCCAGUUGACCAGGCUUUGGUAACGUCGUCAGGAGAUGGAAAUAUCAAGAUAUGGUCCUUGACAGAUUUCAGUUGUGUCAAGACUUUUGAAGGCCAUGAGACAUCUGUGCUGCGAGUGUCGUUCAUGAGCAGAGGUAUGCAGCUCAUCUCAACUGGCUCUGAUGGCUUGGUCAAACUCUGGACCAUCAAGAAUAAUGAAUGUGUGAAGACGAUGGACGAGCAUGAGGACAAGAUCUGGGCGAUGGCAGUCAGUCCUGGUGAGGACAGGCUGGUGACGGGUGGAGCAGACUCCAACAUUAUCCUUUGGAAGGAUACAACUGAGGAAGACUUGGAAGAAGUACGAGCCAAGCAGGAGGAUAUCAUUCUGAAGGAACAGAAGUUGAUGAAUUUCCUGCAUGAGAAGAAGUUCCUGAAAGCAAUUGGUCUUGCCAUAACACUGGAGCAGCCAUUCAGAGUACUCUCCAUUCUAAAACAAAUCCUUGGAGAACCUGAAGGAGACCAACAACUCGAGAUCACAUUGAAAAAGCUACGGGUCGACCAAAUUGAUGCCGUUCUGAGAUUCGCCGUUGAGUGGAACACUAACAGUAAACACUGCCAUGAAGCCCAGUUUGUCUUGAACACGGUCCUGAAACAGUACUCGCCAGAGGAGAUACUGGAGCUGCCGAAUAUCAAGUCAACUCUUGAAGGACUCAUCCCGUAUACUGAGCGACAUUUCCAGAGAAUGAAUCGACUUCAGCAGCAGGCAACGUUUGUUGGUUAUACAAGACAGUGCAUGAAAAUAGUCAGCCUGCCAGAGUCUUCUGAGGAUAGGAUGGAGGUUGGAAGCCCACAGUUUGUCGUGGAUAGAUCUGCAAAGAUGGACAGCAGUCUGGAAAUAUCUGACGAGGAACUCACUCAAAAACAGGGAGGAGUGAGUUGUUCAGAAUCAUCUGAAGAGGAAAUGGAAGUGGACGAUUCGGGUUGCGAGUCUGAUCAGGCCGUGACGAGACAAAACAAACCGAAAAAACAAAAGACUUUACCCGCAUCUGAGGAAAAUGAAAAAGACGAUAUUGAGGAACUUUGUGUUGAACAUGUUGAAAGUGUUGGUGCAAAAACUGUAAAAAAUAAGAAAGCUAAAACUCCAUCUCGACUUGGUGAGGACUUGAAAAGUACUGCUGUACAGGGUGCUGCGAAAAAGCGACUAAAACAAUCCAAAUCCAAGAGGCGACGGUGAUGGAGAAGAUAAUUGUAGUGCACUGUGGUGACUGUUGGUGUAUCAAGUGAGGCAUUUAAAGGGAUUGUGGUCUUAUCCAAUUAAAGGAUAAAUUGUGUGGCAAUGAAAUUACCUUGUAAAUGGGACAGUGAUUCUGAUGGUCACACCAGACCAUUCUUAUUUUAGACACGAAAGAAAAUAAUAUCGAUAUCUUUAUU